GGCACUGCCUCGACGGCGGCUCCAUGGGACGCGUGGACCGGCCGCCCCCCGCCCCUGGCAGACGCCGUCAUGAGGGACCUGCCGUACUUCUGCCGCAACCAAGUGGUGUGGCUCCAAGCAGCUAACUGUGGGCAUCCCACAGCUAACUUUCCUGAACAAGUAGUAGAUAAUCUUCCAGCUGAUAUAUCCACUGGCAUUUAUUACGGUUGGGGCAGUGUUGGAAGUAGAGAUGUCCCUAAGAUGGUGGUGAGCAUAAGAUGGAACCCAUACUACAAGAAUACGAAGAAGUCCAUGGAAACUCAUAUCAUACAUACCUUCAACAAGGACUUCUAUGAGGAAACCCUCAAUGUGGCUGUCGUUGGCUACCUCAGACCAGAAAAGAACUUUGAUUCUUUAGAGUCACUUAUUUCAGGAGUUCAAGGUGAUAUUGAGGAAGCUAAGAAACAACUUGAUUUACCAGAACAUCUGAAACUCAGAGACAAUUUCUUCCAGGUUCCUAAAAGCAAAAUAAUGAAUGGCCACUGAUGAAAAAUCAUGUUAUUUAUUCAUUCACUGUUUUCUAGUAUUUUACUUCUUAUA
Molecule: messenger RNA, 579 nt
Organism: Ceratotherium simum simum (southern white rhinoceros)
Lineage: Eukaryota; Metazoa; Chordata; Mammalia; Perissodactyla; Rhinocerotidae
Source: RefSeq, a predicted model, not a curated record